This is a messenger RNA of Carica papaya (papaya), 1915 nucleotides long. Its product is annotated as putative xyloglucan 6-xylosyltransferase 5. Gene Ontology annotation, molecular function: hexosyltransferase activity. Gene Ontology annotation, cellular component: membrane; trans-Golgi network; endosome. The record is from RefSeq and is a predicted model, not a curated record. Gene Ontology annotation, biological process: xyloglucan biosynthetic process. NCBI's taxonomy places the organism in Eukaryota, Viridiplantae, Streptophyta, Magnoliopsida, Brassicales, Caricaceae.
CACUUGUCUGCUCCAGCAACUCCCUUCCCUGAAGCUGCCCUUCCACACAUGACGAGAACACCACCCCCCUUAAUCCAAUUCUAGGGUUUAACUCUUCCCUUCAUCUCCCCCAUCCAACAAAGCAGAUCCAUUUCUUGUUUCUUUUACAAAUAUAUACCCCCCAAAAUCACACGAUGCAGAGCUAUAUCAAUACAUACUCCUAAACCUGCUAAACCCGUUUCUCCUUCCUCAUGAUCUCAGCUUAGCCGAGUCUUAUCCCUUACAAAGAGAGGGAUUUGCACUACCCGGAUCUCUCUCUGUAAACCAUUCAAUUCCACUGAAACGGAGGGUGAAGUUUAGUUAUGGGUCAAGAGAAUUUCACGGCCCAGAAAAGAGCCUCGUCGGGCGGUGGCGCCGCCGGCUUGCCAACCACCACCGCUAAUGGCGUAAGGGGCCGUGGGAUUGGAGUAAUGUCGCGUGGAAGACAGAUCCAUAAGACUUUCAACAAUAUCAAGAUCACGAUUCUCUGCGGAUUUGUUACCAUCCUUGUCCUCCGCGGCACCAUCGGCGUCGGAAAUCUAGGAAGCUCCGACGCCGACGUUAUCAAUCAGAAUCUUAUAGAGGAGACAAACCGGAUCCUCGCGGAGAUUCGAUCGGAUUCCGACCCCAACGACCCUGAUGAACUUGCCGAGUCCGAGAUCAACCCCAACAUCACCUAUACACUGGGUCCGAAGAUCACUAAUUGGGAUGAGGAACGCAAGGUAUGGCUGAGCCAAAACCCUGAGUUCCCUAACUUUAUCAACGGCAAAGCUAGGAUUCUCCUCGUUACUGGAUCGCCCCCAAAACCUUGUGAUAAUCCAAUUGGGGAUCAUUAUUUGUUGAAAUCGGUUAAGAAUAAGAUUGACUACUGUAGGCUUCAUGGGAUAGAAAUUGUGUAUAACUUGGCCCAUUUGGAUAAGGAGCUUGCCGGGUAUUGGGCAAAGCUGCCUUUGAUUAGGAAGUUGAUGUUGUCUCACCCGGAGGUAGAGUGGAUUUGGUGGAUGGACAGUGAUGCCUUGUUUACUGAUAUGGUUUUUGAGAUCCCCUUAGCAAAAUACAGUAACUAUAACUUAGUUAUCCAUGGGUAUCCUGACUUGCUAUUCGAACAAAAGUCAUGGAUUGCUUUGAACACGGGGAGUUUUCUGUUUAGAAAUUGCCAGUGGUCAUUGGAUUUGUUGGAUGCAUGGGCACCAAUGGGGCCAAAGGGUCCAAUCCGAGAGGAGGCUGGGAGGAUUUUGACUGCAAAUUUGAAGGGGAGACCGGCUUUUGAGGCUGAUGAUCAGUCUGCACUUAUUUACUUGCUGCUUUCACAGAAGGAUCAGUGGAUGGACAAGGUGUUUGUCGAAAAUCAGUACUAUCUGCAUGGUUUCUGGGAGGGAUUGGUAGAUAGGUAUGAGGAAAUGUUAGAGAAGUAUCAUCCAGGACUGGGGGAUGAGAGGUGGCCUUUUGUCACUCAUUUUGUUGGUUGCAAGCCUUGCGGAAGCUAUGCAGAUUAUGCAGUAGAGAGGUGCUUGAAGAGCAUGGAGAGGGCUUUCAAUUUUGCAGAUAAUCAGGUGCUUAAACUCUAUGGGUUUGGGCACAGGGGGUUGUUGAGUCCCAAGAUUAAAAGGAUCAGGAAUGAGACAACCACUCCAUUGGAGUCUGUAGAGAAGUUUGAUAUUCGCCUAUCAACAAUUGGGAAAAGUGAAUCACAUAGCUAGUGAGUGAGAAACAUAUUUGGUGUGUCUAUAGGCUGGAAGCCUAGGUGACAAUAUUUGAUGUCAGGCAGGCAGGAUUCUCCAUUUCAAUCUAGGGAAUGGAUGACUAUUAUGGAUUGAAUAUUUGGGUAUCAAGGCUUUUGUAAAAUUUCUGCUUCCUGAAGUUUGUCAUUAUAAAAGAAUAGAUUGAAAGUUGUGUA